CAGAGAAAAAUUGACAUCUGUUGGUUAAUAUUCGAGUGAGUACGUGACUUUGAGCAACGUUGCCAUAAACUCAAAAACAAUAGAAUAUUAAAAUUCGAUUCUCAAAACACAAGAUAUCCCGUAAUGCCAUAUUUUUCCUGCAGUCAAAUAAACUCUUAUUCCAGUUUUUAUUUUUAUUUUUUUUAAAUAAUAUGCAUAGUUACAGCACAUGCAGGAAAUUGUUAUUUUAGUAAAUAGUAAAAAACCAAAAUUUGCUUGGAAUAUUUAGGAGCAAAUUUUUAUAAUUAAAAAAAAAUCGGUAUAAAGCCGAUAAAACAUUUAUUUACAAUAUUAUUAUGACUUUGUGAAUACCCCUAUGUACAAUGGAAGUACAACACUGUCGUUAAGGUUUACUAAUCUCAUGUGACAAAGAAAAUGUUAAGCCAGUUGGGACGAGAUUUAUCCACUGCCGAACAACGAAUUUUGGAUCAUCGGGCCUUUGUAAAUGGAGAAAUAAACAGUUUUCUGAAUGAAUUUGAGUUGAAACGUAACGAAGUCGAAGUGGAAACGCUCUUCAAAGUCACUGAAGUUAUAGGCGACGUAAAAUACGACCUAUACGAACGGUGCAUAGUUCUGAGUACAUCACGUUUAGAAGAACUAAAUCGAGAAGUAAAUAAUUUAUUAUUUGGUGUCGAAGACUUUCUCACCAAAGUGGAGUUGCAGAGGCAGCCCAACGAAUAUCUUAUCCAGUCUCGUAAAGAUCGUGAACAGAAAAGAGCGAAUUUUCUCAUUGAUUUGGAACAUAAGUACGAGCGAGUCAAGAACUCUUUUGAAGAAAAAGAGGAGGAAAUUGAUGAACUUUAUUCAGAUUUACAAGUAAAGUUGAACAUUCCGAAGUAAAGUUAUUCCGCGUACUAAAAGCUUAAAAAUGACAAAGAUAAGCAUUGCUGAUACCCGCGUUCGAGUACGACCGACACUGAAACUGUUGCAAUUAAUUGAGCAGCAUAAAGAUACCAUAACGGAAAUUCCAGAAAAUGUAACAAAAGUUUUAAAAACAAAUGGUUUUCAUAUUGAAAAUGGUAUUGAUUUGCUUGACUCAGAUUCGAUAAAAAAAGAACAUAUUGAUUUAAAACUGCUCCGAAGCGUUGAAGAACUCUUAGACAAAAAUGUGUCAAAAACCGAUUCCCCAAAAGCAAAUCAUAAUUGUGAAGAUAAAGAAACUGAAUUAAAUGCGACAGAAAAUUUCUUAUAUUUAUCAGAUCUUCGUUGGCUCAAAUUGUGGUUAACGCAACUGCGUGAAAAGAAAGGAUUAGAUAUUUUUUUAUAUGACCUAAUAGAAAAUUGCCGCUUAUAUUUACCAAUGAAUGAAGUCAUAAAAAGAAAUCCAGAGCUCGAAGCGCGCUGUCAGCGAUUACGCGAGCAACAACAAAAUAAGGAGUACCUAGACAUGACAAAAAACGUAGACUCAACUUUGAAAUAUGUACCCGAGGACACCAUAGCUUAUCAAGUUAAGGCCAUGAAUAGUCAAAUGAUCGCAGUAUUACAAUUUAUAUUUUCGGUUGCCGCUGGUUUUGUAUUCGGAUUUUUAGGACUGGAACUUAUUUUCGGUGGCUUAGAGUUUGGUCUUCGUUUAGUAUUAGGAAUAUUUUGCGCACUUGUUAUUGGUGUUGCAGAAAUGUAUUUCCUCCUCAAAAAACUAAACGAAGAGGAAAAAGCAAUUUCCUCUUUUAAAAAUUUAACUGACCCUGUGAAGAAUGAAAAAAUUUUGAAGCCGCACAUUGAAUAAAAUAGUUCUAUGCACAUUAUGAAAUUUAAUAGAAUUAAAUAAAUAUUAUUGUGUAUUCUUCAUAGGAAA
Molecule: messenger RNA, 1834 nt
Organism: Bactrocera oleae (olive fruit fly)
Lineage: Eukaryota; Metazoa; Arthropoda; Insecta; Diptera; Tephritidae
Source: RefSeq, a predicted model, not a curated record